Molecule: messenger RNA, 7179 nt
Organism: Oncorhynchus nerka (sockeye salmon)
Lineage: Eukaryota; Metazoa; Chordata; Actinopteri; Salmoniformes; Salmonidae
Product: calmodulin-regulated spectrin-associated protein 3
Biological process (GO): neuron projection development; cytoplasmic microtubule organization; negative regulation of microtubule depolymerization
Cellular component (GO): microtubule minus-end
Molecular function (GO): microtubule minus-end binding; calmodulin binding; spectrin binding
Source: RefSeq, a predicted model, not a curated record
ACCUGAAAACUAGGUCAAUCAAAGUGUGGCGGCUCUCCUACAUCUGGAUGCGUGUGCAGCAGUCUACUGCAUGGGGACUACUGUGAUGGAACAGCUUCGCAGAGCAGAAAGAAUGGAAAUCAUUUCCUGAAAAGCGGUUGUCUCCGUGGAUCAGUAUACCACUACAACCCAUCAUCCCCAAGCCCACUGAUGCCAACGCAGCAAGUGACCGCGCAUUGCUCGCAGCGGCAAUAAGGACCAACACCUUAAUUAUCAGGCCGUGGUGACACAGACGGUCACAGCACAGCAGUCACCGUUAAUUAUUCGCCGCAACACAGCAACAAUUAAGAUUUAAAUCGCUGUUGUUAUAUUUUUGGAUUUCUUUCACCGGCAGCUGCUGCGGUAACACCCCUCUUUGUAGCUCGCGUGCAUUCCUUCUCCCUUCUUCUCAUCGGCUCUCCAUCCUUCCUUCCCGGAACGGCGGGGUGGACUGGUGGGGCUAUGGAGGAUGCAGGUGAGAUGAGGAAGACAUUCACGGUACCGGAGAUUAAACCGUUGAAUCAGUACGACUUCAACCGAGCCAAGGUGUGCGCCAGCGUCCGGUGGCUACUGGCGAAGUCAUACGGAUCCGCAGAGAAUGUCCCGGUGGAGUUGCGAGAGCCUCUGUACAGAGACAAUUAUGAGCAGGAGCACCUCAAGCCCUCUGUCUCCCAGCUACUCCUGUCCCCUGAGCUGUACUGUAGGACCCAGGCCCUGCUCCACGGGGUCUCCCAGCCCGCUCCUCAGGGGCCCCCAGGGGACAACUCCGCACUGCUGCAGCUCCUCACCAAGAGGGGCCUGGAGCCCAGGGACCAGGAUGUGGCCAUCACAGAGGAAGACCUCAGCCACACGCCCAUCAAGACGAGGGCCCACCUGGUCCUGAUUGACUCGUUGAUGUCACUGGCUGCCAUGGAGACGGUGGGCAAGGUUAAGAUGACGGCAGAGGCAGAGAAAAUGGGAGGCGGGGCUCCGUGGGAGAAUGCCCUCCUCUUCUGGGUUAACCGGUUGAAUCAGAAGUUGAGAGAGAGCACUGAGGAUGAGGAGGUCCCAACCUGCACAGACCCACAGCCUGUUCAACCAACAUGUCCCACCCGCUGGUACUGGAAACUGGUCCCACAUGCCAUCGCUUUUUGUUUGAAGGAGGAGUCUGGGAAUAAACCUCCAGUGAUCCGUUAUAGGAAGGAUAAGGUUCUGUCUAAGCAGACUCCUACUUUUCCUCUGGUGUCUGGUGUAAGGGAUCUGUCUAAUGGCUGUGCUAUAGCUGCUGUUCUGCACUACUACUGUCCUGACCUGCUGCCACUGGAGGAUGUGUGUCUAAAGGACACCAUGUCAGUAGCAGACAGUCUGUAUAACCUGCAGCUGAUCAGAGAGAUCAGUGAGUCCAGUCUACAGAGGUGCUGUCACCUGGAGCUGGAGGACCUGCUCUACGCCCCGCCCACACUACACGUGAACAUCAUGAGCUUCAUAGCAGAGCUGCUGGGAUGGUUCGAGGUGCAUAAACCUGACUUCGUCAAGCCAUUACUACCUCUAGACCUGACAGAUGCCUCAGGGUUGUUGGAGUCCAGUCCUGUCAGUGGGUACAGCAUCAGUGGCUCUCCCUCCUAUAUCUUCAAACAGCCCUUUGUCCCCAUAUCCUCUCCUGCGUCAUCUGAAGGGAACAUGUGGACCAAGAAACAGAUCCGUCGUCCACUCUCGGCUGUAACCUUCAGUAUUCCAUUCGGUCUGGACAGUGACGUGGACGUUGUCAUGGGCAACCCAGUGCAUUCCGCCAGCACCAACAGCCUGACCGCUGGCGUGCCCGCCAUGAUGACUUCAUCGAGCAGAAUGUCAUCGGGGAUGACACGGGUCCCCUACAGCCCCCCCGAGGACCUCAGUCACCUGGUCAGCGCCUCUGUCCCUCAACGCUCCUCCUGGGGCCCGCACACACACUCAUACACACCGGCCCUAAGGGAGCUGCCGACAGUCGAGAUCAUCCACACUCCUGGAGGAGAAAGAGGUGGAGGAGGGAAAAGAGGAGAGAAAGGAGAUGGAGGAGGAGGAAGGCCAGAGCCACGCUUGCGUCCAGAAGGAGCUCCUGCAGGUUUCUUCCUUCAUUCUCCUGAAUACGACCUGACCCAGCUCAGCAGCUCCGCCCCCUGCCGCUCCGGAAUGCUCUACCAACCAAUAGGAGGGGAGGGGGGCGUAGGAGAGAAGCAGAGAGUGGGAGGCAGGGAGAAGGGGGAGAAGGGGAGAUCGGAUGGCUCGCGGGACGAUGACUCGGUCCUCCGCGACGGAAGUGUGGACUCAUCGGAAGCUUCCGACGACCUUCCUAGAAACGCCCUCGGCAACGUCCGCCCUGGCCACGGUCGUCACGGCAACGGCAACAUCAGCAACACCGGUGGCAGUAGCGGCAGCCCACAGAUGACGAGCUUCGCCGAGCGGCGGGACAGAAGGAGACAGCCGGCCGCACCGGGAGAGGAGUCACCCAGCACUCCGACCCCCACCACCCCCACCCUCCAUACCCCCACCCACACCACCCCCAGCCCAGGAGGGAAGCACCCUGAGCCGGGUACAGAGGCCUGGGAGCUGGGGGCCCGCCUGGAGGAGAAACGCAGAGCCAUCGAGGCCCAGAAGAGACGCAUAGAGGCCAUAUUCACCAGACACAGACAGAGGCUGGGCAAGACUGCCUUCCUACAGCUGAAGAGAGGAGAGGGAGGAGAGGAGCCUAUAUCUCUGGAGGAGCGUCUCAGCCGCAUGGAGGAGCAGCUGAAAGAGGAGGAGGAGAGAGAAGAGGGAGAGGAGAAAGGGAAGGAGAACGAUAAGGCAGACGAAGGGAACUCCCGCCCGCAGGCGCGAUUGGAGAAGCAGGUGACGUUUUCCAUGGAUACGAGGAAGGGGGCUGAGAAAGGGGUGGAUAAAUGGGAGGGGCCUGAGCCGGGCGGAGGGGCUGUUCUAGGGGAGUAUAAUGAGGUGGUCCUGAAGCUGAGUGAGGCUCUGAGGUCACUACAGAACGACAUGCAGAAACUGACCCAACAACAACAACAGCUAAUGGGCAAGAAGACCACACCCAAACCCACACCUAAAACUACACCCAAACCCACACCUAAAACUACACCCAAAACCACACCUAAUACUACACCCAAAACCACACCUAAAACUACACCUAAAAGUACACCCAGGACACCACCCAGGACCCCCACUAAGAGUCCGACUAGAACCCCGACCAAGAGCAUCAGUAAGGCGUGGGUGAUUCCUGCAGGCUCCAAACCCCCCACCUCCACUACCUCCCCCUCUCGCAGGGCCCUCCCCCAGCUCUCCUCCAACCCUCCUAAAACCCCCAUCUCCUCCUCCUGCCCUGCCCCACGCACAAAGAUCCACUCCUCCUCCCCCCGUAGCCCUAAGCACCACCCCCGCCCCUCCCAACCCCACCCCCGCCCUUCUGAAUUGAAGUUCCCUCCUUCCACCCGUGUCCUACCCCCGCAGCAUGUGGACUCCCUCCCACACCUGCGACGCGUCUCCCCCAGCCAGUGCCAGGUCCAGACCUCCUCCUCUUUCCGUAUCGGGGGCCCCUGCACCCAGGAACCCCCUGCCGCCAUGCGGCCCCAGCCCGAGGAGAGUACCUCAGAGACGGGCUCCAGCGAGACACAGUUCAGCCUGGAGCUGGAGGAGCAGGAGGGUUUAGGGGGAGGCCGGCCCGUGUUUCAGCAGCCCAGGAGAGGCCGUUCUGGGGGUGGCAGCAGCUCUGGAGCCCCCUCCGAGGGCUCCUUUGAGAGCGAGACCCUGUCGCUGUCAGCCGCUUACUGCGGAGGAGGGGAGGGAGGGGGAGGAGCAGGAGGAGGAGGAGGGAAUCGUUGCAGCCUGAUGGAGGUGUCAUUGUCAUCCCUGGGAGGGCCAGAGGGGGGCAGUGACGAGCCAACUGACACAGAAGGACAGGAGUUGUUCUCUGACUCCAUGAGCGACCACACAGAACCUCCAACAGGAGAAACGUUGGAACUGACGGAACCCACGGGAGAACCGAGAGAAUCUACGGGGGAUCAAAUAGAACAGACACAGAACACUGAACUCCGAGAACCCUCAGUGGAACCCACAGAGCAGACGGAACCGGAGGCGAGAGGAGGGGUUGGAUUCUUCUUCAAGGAGGAGGUGCGUUGUGAAGAUGAGAUGGCUCAGAGGAGAGCUGCUCUGUUGGGGAGACAGCAGAAAAGAGCAGAGGACCUGAAGAGGAGGAGACAGUGGAACGAACAGGAGAGGGAGAGCAGACCCCCCUCUGAGGAGGAGGAGCGAAGAGGCUCUCUCCCACAGACCCCUCCCCUGUCCUGCACCCCUCCCCCCGCCGCCGGUGUCCCUUCCCUCACCCCCCCGACCACGCCCAGUCGCCGUGGUGAUUUCACGCGGAAGGAGUACGCCCACCGCCAGCAGAUACGCAUCAUGUCUGACCUGGAUAAGGUGCUGCGUCAGAAACACACCAAUCAGGGACGAGUCUCCGCCAAGAAGUCCCGCCCCCGACCUCGGAGCAUGACCCGGGAGGAGUCACAGCUGUCCCGCAGCCCAGCCAAGAGCACUAUGGGUUCUAAGUUGACUAAGGUGUACUCUCACUCCUCUCUCAACCUGGCUGCUAUGGCUGACCACACCGUCCCUGACCACACCGUCCCUGACCACACCGUCCCUAACCCUAGCAAGAAACCAUCCAGCCGCCCUGAUUCGCCCUCACGUCUGAUGUCACCAAGCCGACUGGCCAAUCAGAACGGAGACAAGGACUGGGAGAUCGGCUCCAAUGGCUCCUCCCCUUCCAUCCCAGAACACACCGGGCCCAAACUGUUCAAGGAGCCGAGCUUCAAGUCCAAUAAGUUCAUCAUCCACAACGCUCUGUCUCGCUGCUGUCUGGCUGGCAAGGUCAACGAGACUCAGAAGAACAAGAUGGUGGAGGAGAUGGAGAAGAGUCCAGCCAAUCACUUCCUGAUUCUGUUCCGUGAUUCCAACUGUCAGUUCCGAGCCGUCUACACCAUGAGCCCCGAGACUGACGAGCUCAUCCGAUUGGCUGGGGUGGGCCCGCGUGUCGUAAGCCCCGCCCUGGUGGAGUCCAUCUAUAAGUACAGCUCCGACAGGAAACAGUUCAGCUGUAUCCCGUCCAAGACCAUGUCCAUGAGUGUCGACGCCUUCACCGUACCAGGACACCUGUGGCACAGCAAGAGGCCUAGCAAGCCAAAAUAACCAUGUAUAUACUGUAUAUACAUACAUACCUGUGGCACAGCAAGAGGCCUGGCAAGCCAAAAUAACCAUGUAUAUACUGUAUAUACAUACAUACCUGUGGCACAGCAAGAGGCCUGGCAAGCCAAAAUAACCAUGUAUAUACUGUAUAUACAUACAUACAGGAAUGGAUACACACACACACAAACACACACAAACAACUGAAUUACUGUUUGUCCUGCAUGGGACACACUACCCCUCUCGCCCUUCUCAUCGGACCUACUGACUGUUGACGAGGUGCUUUCUCUCCCCUGUAUGUGCAUGGAAAUGGAACAGUCCAACUAUCCACCCUUAUGGAGAUGGCUCUAAGACUCGUCCACACGCGGGUGAUACUGAAGACCACUUUCUCUCCCCUGUAUGUGCAUGGAAAUGGAACAGUCCAACUAUCCACCCUUAUGGAGAUGGCUCUAAGACUCGUCCACACGCGGGGGAUACUGAAGACCAGUUGUUGUUGUAAAAAUGACCUUUUCAAUCUUAAAUGGUUUCACUACACAGAAACAAACUCUACACAAAAAGUGUAUCUUUCUCUUUUUUCAGUUAAAACGUUCUCCUGUAAAUGUCUGAGGUACAAAAUGAUUGUUUCUCUGAUACCCAUAAACCCUUUGGCCUUAUGUUCUGUUCACUACUAGCUGAAAGGCUGGAGGCAUGCUGAUAGCCAUUGUGUAGGUUGACUAAAGUUUUCUGUUUUAUAACACGAACACGAUCCUUCUAAUGCCUUCUGCCCAACGACUGGCAGGUUACAGGACUUUUAUUAUCCUGCAAACCACGGUCAAAACAGGGAAUGGAAGACGUGCUCCACCUCUCUCUCUGUCUCUCUCUGUCUCUGUCUCUCUCUGUCUCCUCUCUCUCUCUUUCUCUCUUUCUCUCUCUGUCUCUCUCUUUCUCUCUCUGUCUGUCUCUGUCUCUCUCUCUCUCUCUCUCUCUCUCUGUCUCUCUCUGUCUCUCUCUUUCUCUCUCUGUCUCUCUCUGUCUCUCUCUGUCUCUGUCUCUCUCUCUCUCUCUCUCCCUCUGACUUUUAUUAUCCUGCAAACCACGGUCAAAACAAGGAAUGGAAGACGUGUUCUUUAAUGUGAAUAGGAGAAAAGAACAGGAGAUGUGUGUUCACCAAAUAGCACAAAAAUGAAAGAUUGUGCAUAGUUGUGACGGACGGGCGUCACUAAGGCCUAGAUUCAAUCCGAUUCUGACUUGCUUGACUUGGACAGGAACUCACCGGGACUGAGAACCGAACGGCACCUCAAAUGUUCUACUGCUUAACUUGGACAGGAACUCACCGGGACUGAGUACGGAACGGAACCUCAAAUGUUCUACUGCUUGACUUGGACAGGAGCUCACCGGGACUGAGUACCGAACGGCACCUCAAAUGUUCUACUGCUUGACUUGGACAGGAACUCACCGGGACUGAGUACCGAACGGCACCUCAAAUGUUCUACUGCUUGACUUGGACAGGAACUCACCGGGACUGAGUACCGAACGGAAUCUCAAAUGUUCUACUGCUUGACUUCCUGCACCUCUUACAGAAUAUUAUCUCUAAACCGUUGCAGAGUUCCUGCACCUCUUACAGAAUAUUAUCUCUAAACCUUUGCAGAGUUCCUGCACCUCUUACAGAAUAUUAUCUCUAAACCUUUGCAGAGUUCCUGCACCUCUUACAGAAUAUUAUCUCUAAACCGUUGCAGAGUUCCUGCACCUCUUACAGAAUAUUAUCUCUAAACCUUUGCAGAGUUCCUGCACCUCUUACAGAAUAUUAUCUCUAAACCGUUGCAGAGUUCCUGCACCUAAAUAUAAACGGUACCGGUACUCAAAAUGAGUACUGGCACCUAUUUUAGUCCAAGUCAAGCACUGGUUGUUAUGGGUUGUCAGCCAAUAGAAAUGUAAAACCCUGACAGUUAAAGGUCAGGGGUUAUGAUCCACCCACGGUACAGUCGGGUUAAUAAAGUA